GCGGCCCCGAUGAACGCUCUCGAUCCCCCCCGGCAACGUGCAACUCCUCGCAGCGACUAUGGGCUCGCGUCUCGAGAGCAAUUCGAACUCCGUGCGAAAGCGCAUCGCAAACCACACCUUCGAUGACGAGCAUGGCGAGGAGUACGAGGGCUCCAAGUUUGGCGGGUUCAGCGACUACUUUCGGCGCAAGAAGAUAAAACUUCAGAACCUGGACGCCGAUCUACGCUCCCAAUCUACCGACAAGCCCCAGAUAUUCAGAGGCAUCGUAGCCCAAGUAAACGGCUAUACCCAACCAUCGCUCAACGAUCUACACACGCUCAUCGUCCAGCAUGGCGGCGGCUUCAUGCAGUAUCUCGACGGCAAAACCACUGUGACACACAUCAUUGCUAGCAGCCUCACUCCCAAGAAGGCAGAGGAGUUUAGAAAGUAUCGCAUCGUCAAGCCGGCAUGGGUGGUCGACAGUGUACAGGCUGGGAAGCUGCUACCGUGGAACGACUAUCGGGUCGUGGACGAGGGUGAGAAGCAAAGGGUGCUUACUUUCGACCAGGGCAAAGUGCUCAGCCGGGCGAAUACAAAGGCGCGAGGGUAUCGGGACCAGACGGAUAGCAGUUGGUACACCAGCCAGCUGAGGGGGACCCAGAAUGCUGUGCCUGCCAGCACUCCAAGCCCCGCUCCAAGUAGCUCGUUGCGGUCGCGUUUCUCCAAACAAAGGUUGCCGACCCCUGGUGAUGAAAUCAAAGACCGGCCGCCUUCGCACCAGCCAGAGGAGCGUCCCUUUGGUCCUGGUAACCACGAGCAAGGCAGAGGCGAUGAACCUCAGUCAGAGAAGCUCGUCACGCCGCCCAAAACUAGCCCGCCGCUAGGUCCGCAAGCCGAUGAUGACCCAGCUUCUUCAGACGGUAUAUUCGAGGAGCAGGACGAGAGUCUAUAUGCUGGUCCUCCUCCACCGGAACCGCUGAAGUUAAAGACACCGGCGUAUAGAAAUGAAGAACUAGACGAGGGUGCUGUCCAAGAGACAACGACAUCCGACGGCAAGAAGAGGCCACUGACGGCCGAGGAGCACAAUGCCAUAUUACUUCGAGACCCAAAAGUCCGGAAAUCCACUGUCGUAGACCCCGGUUUUCUCGAGCAGUACUACCGCGAGUCUCGCCUGCAUCACCUUUCGACUUGGAAGGCUGAUCUGAAAUCUCAGCUGCAAGCGCUUGCCAACGAGAAGAGCUCGUCCCAAAAGUCUAAGCAGAAGCGGCCUCUAGGAUCGCGGCGAUACAUUCUUCAUGUUGACUUUGACAGUUUCUUCGCUGCCGUGAGCCUGAAGAAGCACCCACAGUACAAGGACAAGCCGGCCGUCGUGGCUCAUGGUCAGGGCAGCGGGUCUGAAAUCGCCAGUUGCAACUAUCCUGCCAGGAAGUUCGGCAUCAAGAACGGAAUGUGGAUGAAACGCGCUCAAGAACUCUGCCCGGAUCUCAAGAUUUUGCCCUACGACUUCCCUGCAUAUGAAGAAGCUAGCCGAUCCUUUUAUGAUGCCAUACUUGAUACUGGAGGCCUUGUGCAGAGCGUCAGCAUCGACGAGGCGCUUAUCGACGUAUCUGAUAUGUGUAUCUCUAUUGGCGGAAGCGAUGGUAGGAAGAUCGCCGAGGGAAGCAUUUACCGCGAGCAAGCUAAGGCGGACGAGAUCGCGCAGUCCCUGCGAGAUCAGGUCAAGGCCAAAACAGACUGCAAUGUCUCGGUUGGGAUCGGCGGCAACAUUCUUUUAGCCAAGGUGGCCUUGAGAAAGGCGAAGCCGGCAGGUCAGUACCAAAUUAAACCUGAGGAUGCUCUCGAUUUUAUCGGGCAACUCCAAGUACAAGAUCUUCCCGGCGUCGCCUGGUCCAUUGGCGGCAAGCUAGAAGAGAUUGGAAUCAAAUACGUAAAGGACAUCCGGGAAUGUUCGAAAGAAAAGCUCGUGCAGACUCUCGGUCCCAAAACUGGAGAGAAGCUCUGGGAGUAUGCGCGCGGUAUCGACCGUCAAGAAGUCGGCGAGCAGGUUGUUCGCAAGUCGGUUUCGGCUGAAGUCAACUGGGGGGUGCGCUUUGAGAACCAAGAACAAGCCGAAGAAUUCAUCGGCAAUCUUUGCGGCGAGCUGCAGAAGCGGCUCUUAAAAGAAAAGGUCAAGGGAAAACAGCUCACCAUGAAGAUCAUGCGACGCUCGCCAGAUGCCCCUCUCGAUCCGCCGAAGCAUCUGGGACAUGGGAAGUGCGAUACAUACAACAAAAGCUUAGUCCUAGGUGUGGCUACGAACUCCAAGGAAGUCUUGACGAAAGAAUCGUUAAGCGUCCUCAAAGGCCUCGGCUUCUCUCCAGGCGAGUUGAGGGGCAUCGGUGUGCAGAUGACCAAACUCGAGCCCAUGAAGAGCGCCACAGAUGGGAGUCUAGAAAGCUCACAGCGCCGUCUCCAAUUCAAGGUUAGCAACACCGAACCGAAGAACACCCACAAAGCACGAGACGUUGCAGAGGCGGAUCCAAUCCAAGACGACCCAGAGACACCAAGGAAGCGCAAAGCCGGCCCGGAAGAGGACCAUGUCGCGUUUGGUCCUCCAGAGCUGAACCAUUCCACGCCGUCUCGCCGGCCUUUAAACAUGAUGGGGACGCAGUUCAUCAUGCCUACGCAAGUUGAUCCGAAAGUCCUCGCCGAGCUACCAGAGGACAUCCGCUCGAAGCUCCUACGACAAGCGCGCCAGUCAUCACCAACACCG
Messenger RNA from Trematosphaeria pertusa, 2731 nucleotides. Its product is annotated as DNA polymerase IV. Lineage: Eukaryota; Fungi; Ascomycota; Dothideomycetes; Pleosporales; Trematosphaeriaceae. Gene Ontology annotation, biological process: error-free translesion synthesis; error-prone translesion synthesis. Gene Ontology annotation, molecular function: DNA-directed DNA polymerase activity; damaged DNA binding; deoxycytidyl transferase activity. The record is from RefSeq and is a predicted model, not a curated record. The annotation marks the transcript as partial. The transcript has a single exon. Gene Ontology annotation, cellular component: nucleus.